This is a messenger RNA of Bursaphelenchus xylophilus (pine wood nematode), 14871 nucleotides long. The record is from the annotation of a GenBank genome assembly. Lineage: Eukaryota; Metazoa; Nematoda; Chromadorea; Rhabditida; Aphelenchoididae.
AUGACCACCAACGGGUUCAUAAACAUCACGCAACUGGCCAACCUCCUCGUGAUCACUCCAUCUCCUGAUGACCUCUCUUGCCACAGGAAAUACCUUGUUUUUGUAAGCAACCUUCGAGAAAUGUCGACGACUUGGCCAAACAAGAAGACUUGACACGAAAGGAUUUUGUCCGGGUUAAGUGUUGCAUCAUGACGGAAUUUCUGGAAAAUCCGUUGGUUUCGUAAAAUUAUUCAACUCUUUGCAACCUGUUUCGCGCAACAGGUUGCAAAGACCUGCGAUAACGCGGUGAAAAAAAGUUUUGCAGCCGUUUACUGCGUUCAGGCGUGUACUUGUAUGAUGUACGUCAACAAUGUCAAAAUGCGAUUUAUCGCUCUAGAUCGUCGAAGUAAAAGACGAGAAUGUUCGUCCUUUAGAGCUAAUUGUUUAGGUUUCUAAUUACGGUUAGCUUCGCAAAGUCGUUUUCUGUUCAUUACCAGUAUAAUCCAUCCAAGAGUAUAAAGAAGGUAUUACUUUUGUUUUGUUCAGCUUUCUUUAGGAAUUGCACCAAUAGUGAACUGUGUACUGCGUCAAAGAAGGUUUGAUUAUAAAUUGUUAUGACGUCAUGUCGCAAACAUGGGAUUGCUUGGAAAUCUUUGCAAUGGGCCUGAUGUUUAGGCGAACAAAGAUUUUAGAUUCGAAGUCAAUUGACAAGGGCCAUCUUUGACCCAAUCUAAUCUGCUCCCACUUUUGCAAUUGUAUGUUUUAUUCACUCCCACUAAAAAAACAUUCACGCGGACAAUGGGAGAUUAGAGGACUUCCCAUGACUAAUGGUUUAAAGAGAGUCCUGUUUAUUCCACAUGUUUCCUGGAAUCGAGGGUUGACGUUCGCGGAUUGGUGGCAGGAGCGGUGUGUUACCGUACGAGACGAUUAGAGCGUUCCUCUUUAUUCGAAUGGGGUAUUAGGACGGUCUUUUAUUCUCCUACGUAAGGGUUUGAAUUCUUGCAAUUCUUUGCGUUUUUCUCUAUUGUUGGGAUGUAAAAUUCCUAAUCUUGCUGACUAUAAGGGCGUUCUUUCGGGAUCCUGCGUCAUUUCGUGGGCACUUAUUAUACUGCAGAUUUAGAUUAGUUUCGCGCAAACGCUUAUUUGUCAAAUCUGUCGAAGUAAGAUCAUAUUGUGUUUAUUUUGCAUCCUCCAUGUUCUCUAUUUCUCACGUGCUCUGGAAUUUUACUGCUUGUAAAUAUUGCUAAUUACUCGGAUAAUUAAUUUUAUUGUUCCGUUCCCUUCUGUCAUAAUUUCGCUUUGAUAAACGGUUUGCCCUCAUGAAUACCGAAAGUUGUAUUUUGUUUUUGUUAUCUGCGGAAAAACAAAGAACUUGAGAGGGAAAUUCGUGGGAACACCCUGCCCACAGUGCAUCUAUCAUUAUUAUUCCGUGCGCGGACUUCAAAGACUACUCUAAUAUGCAUCGGCGUCACUUGUGAGGCCAGGGUUCAGAUGUCGCAACAAUUUUGAGAGAACAUUUUCUAGUUUAUAGAAGAUAAUAAUUUUUGUAAUCUUUAACAUUUUUGCUCUGUAUUGGAACGUUCUUUGCCUUCCCGGAUACGGUAUGGGGUCCAGUUCGACUCUCUGCCUAAGGGUUUACAUCCUGGUCUGGAGUAUCAAAUAAUGGCCACAACUUCUAAUUGGUGGACCCACAUUUGCAAGGGCUAAUUGUUGAUUCCCAGACAAAGCCGUGUCAACUUCUAGGUUUACAUGCCGGAUGCCCAGUUUCGUUUCUUCUCUAUUCAUCUCCGAGGACUUUGACUUUUUCGAACCGAAUGCUCGUUCGUUCUCCACUCUUUCUUAAAGGUAUUUCACAAUGCUUCAGGACGUUUGUUGUGUUCUCAGUCAGUGAUAAUAACGAGAAAGGAGCAGCAUAAAUAUCCGUUUUAAUGAGCAGUAAAGUCCCCGGGCGGCAAAGGACGUAUCUUGUACAAUCUUCUGUUUACUCGAAUUAUUUUCUCCAGCGAGAAAUGGAAAGCAUAUUGGAGGUUUAGUUUUGGAAUUUAAAAAACUUUUUCAUCAGAAAUAGGCAAAAAGAUGACUAAAACCCACUUUUUUCUGGGAGCCUUUUCUCAUUAUCGUUCUCUCUUAUUUGAAAAAAUGGUGACUGAAUAUAUCGAAUGGUUUGAAAAUUUAUUUUGGCAUAGGCUGAAAUUUUGAGAGACCAAAAUAUGACCUAUAUAGAUAAGAUUGUCAAAUCUGUACCCGAGAAUGCGCCCAAAAUUUAGAUAACAUCUGAGCCUUGCACCUCCAUAACUUUCUAUCCGGACCAACUUGUACUUUAACGAGACUUAUUUUCGAAUCACACUUAUUGGGACUAUUUUUUCAACGAUAAUUUAAAUGUACUCUACCUUUUCCGUGUUCCGCAGUAAAGACAACUUCCUGUCCAAGUUGUGUAAAGUCCAAGAACUCCUUUUGCAAGAAAAAAAGCUUGUCAUGCUAUAGUAAGACGUUUGUUUUUCUACCAAAACAGUCUGGAAGGCGCGCUUGACCAAGAUUCCCACUUUUUUCGUACUUUCUUCGCAAUAUUUGGGUUACAUUUGCCGUGGAUAAACCCCUUUUCGAAGGCAGAGAUCCCCAAUCUAAUUAGAGUUUGUGUUGUGCUUACGUGAAGAAAGGCCUCAGGAUUUCGUAUCCAGAUCUUUUUGGUUCCGUUUUUAGGCGGCUAAUUAAAGGAUAAUAUUGGAGUGAACACUCAAAGAUUGCCCUCUCCCAAUUAAUGUUAAUCGAAUUAAUUGGAAGAGGGGGUAUUGUAGUAGGUGUUUGUUCCUAUUUUGAGGACUUGGCCUUUUGCUCCCGAAUUAAUUUGAGGACUUUUUGCACCCAUUAGACACAAGGUAUAAAAUUAAAUUGUGAUUGUGCAAUUACCAUGGCUUCAGAGAUCUCUAAACAGUUUUAUCAGUAUUAGCAAUCCCUAUGAUCUCUGUAUCUAGCAGUAAUCCUUUUUAACCAAUUGUUUUACCAUAAAUACCAUUACAAUGGCCAUUAGAAUUUAACCUAUCAAGUCGCGUUGUUUUUGGGAACGGCUAGGCGUAUUUAUAAAUUAAAAAGGCAAGAGAGUAGUUUGACCAGUAAUGUCAUUACAACGAACGUUGUAUUCCCGGUAUCCAACUGUUAUUUCACGCCCUUGCGUCCAUCUAUUUAUGUGUAUAUUUACGCAAAUAUUUCCUCAAUAUUUUCAUUUGCGCAAGUAUUCAUUGAGUUCAUUCUAUCUUUGACCAUUGAACUUGUUUGCCUCGUCUCAUAUGCGGAUUAAUCGGUUAAUGAUGAGUUAUGAGCUUGCAAAAGUUUUUGUUUUUGUCGAACUAAUCCUACCGUACUCCUGUUCACGAAUGGCAAAUGGUUUGGCCGACCCAUUGUUCCCUCCGAAGUGAAGUAUUAUGUUUUGCGUGAUUUCUAAUCAUUUUGUUUAUCCCAAAAAUUUCUUGUAAAUCCGUUUGAGUAUCAUGCCGGCUUUCACCGGGUUCGCCUGACGUUUGGUCAACUUAGGACAAAGGAUUGUGGUAAUACAAGCACCUUUACCGCGUCAUCAGGUUUUUGUUGAUGGUGAUUAUUUGCGGGCACAGGAAAUGGGGUCUGUCAAUGUUUUGGUUUACUUCAACGAGUAACAGAGAUCCCUCAUUUCUGGUGACUCCAAUUUCUCGAUUUCCCACACCAUACUUGGCAUAUAUUUUCCGUAGAGUUCAUUUCUCUACGGGUUUUUUGCGCAUACAAAGAGCUGAAUUAAGGUUUUGCAUUACAAUAGACGCCUUAUUGAAUCGUCCUGAAUAGUAUACCUUAAUUGCCGCAAAAAUUUAAUGGGUUUACAGAAUUUGGUCUCCACUGAGAUUGGAAUCUUUGAUUUUUUAAGCUCACUUUGCUGCAAUCCAAUGAAUUUUGGGCAACCUACGGUACUGACGGGGAAAAUGCAGAAAUUUGGAUAAAAAAGUCCAACUCUGUAUGUGUUUUAAAUUUGCACCAAGUUUCUGAGGGUCACACGAUGCUAACUUCCUUCUGUUCGCAAUAAGUUUUUGUUAUAUUGAGCUUCAUAAUUAUGCUAACCAGUCGUGUCACCAAACCCAAUUUAUUUUAUUUCAUAUGAACGGAAAUCGUGCAAUUUCUGACAUGGCCUAUAUUUGGUCCGGCGGACUUGGUCUUGGAAAUCGCGGAAAGAGCGAAUGACGCCGGGAAGGAAGCCCGGAGAUGUUCCUGUUCUUAUGUAAUGGUCGUACUCCAAUUCUAAUAGUCUUUCAAAUCCCCGCCGGCCGACGAAUUCCUAUAGUUUUAUCGAGUGUUUCGUCGAUUGUGAGAUAAUCGUUUCAUCAAAGCGGAUUGAAAUCCCUUUUUUUAGAAUAUGCAGAUUACACGCGUUGUCUGUCAUUUUUAGCGCCCCGACUUCCGCGAUAACGUGAACAGUUUAUGCAUGACCUGGAGGUAUUUGUUUUUGGUAGGAGGAUUUAAAUGUCGUCCAUAAAUGAGGGUGAGAUCCUUUAUCCGCAAGAUUUUCCCACUGGAUUUGCAUGGAGCCCCUGAAUGGACGCCCAGCUGUUUUCUCGCUUAAAUUACGAUAAUCCGGGGGAUGAGAGACGAAACCGUCGAUGAUAGGCUCGAUAAUUGCCUUUGAACUUUGGCUUGAUGUAUUUAAACACCUUAAAUGUUUUUUGCGUCAUUAAUCCGGCCUUUUUUAUUAUGCAGAUGGGAAGCUGGAAAGGAAGCGGAAUGUUUCUGAGCUCUUUAGGAAGCCUUAUCAAAUCUCGUACCCCAGGAUCUUUCACGUAAACUAUCAGGUUGAUGAAGGCGGACUGACAAACACAAAAAUAUAUAAGGGAUCAUUGUACGGAAAAUUACUUCCUAGUUGAUUGUUUUAUCUCUCCGAAUUCGCAAUACAUGGGGAUUUAAAUUUUUUGUUUUGCUUUUGUUUCACUCUUAAAGACAUCACAAAUUGUUUUCAAAAGGAAUAUUACCUAAUACUCGUGGUAAUAGCUUUGAUUGUUAACGGGAAUCUGCUUUUUACUAUUUUUCCGGCUUCAAAACUGCGUAAUAAUAGAGUAAACCUAUUAAAAUGAGUGUACACGACCCGUUUAGAGUCAUCAAUUUUGCAUGUUUUACACUGUUACAUGAUGUUUACCCUGUUUAUGAUGUUGUCGGUUUAUGUGCAAUCGGGAAAGAAUUUUAAAUGAGACAUCGGAUACACAGAGACUACAGGUCGGAAGCUGGCGGGAGUCUCUUGUUCACAUGAUUUUGGAUAAGCUUUGGGGACUAAAUAUAAUAGGUAAAAGUUCAUUGCUAUUGGUGUAUGAAUUUUAAUACAUGAUUCAACGAGAAGGUGCAACUGCCGUCACCAAAGGGCUUUUUAAAAUCUCGGUUGUCAUUGAUUGGCAUUGUCUAAAAUUUACGGCCCUUGACAAGCAACCCAAAUAGGUGAUUAACUCAAAAUUUGAAGAAGCCAUGUUGUUUUAACCCUGCCGGAUCCGUUUGUUGAUACAAGCUUGAUGCAUAAUUCGGCAUGAUUAAAUCUAUAUCUCGAUAACACCUUUUUUAAAGUCGGUUCCACCUGAGCUUCCCGUUCAAUUUUAAUUUUUCAACGUUAAACUCUUAAGCGUUGUGUGUUGUAGUCUACAGAAGUUAAAUUAUUGAUGGGAACAUGUGUUUUAAUAGGGAAUUUCCAGCCUUCCACGAUCUAUAUGUGUACGAGACUGUGAACUUUACCAAGUGUUUGUUUAGCCGGUGGACAAACCUAACAAACCUGCUGUGCUUUACUUAGGAUGACCUUUUCUGGUAUCUUUGAAUAACAUCAAAAUAUUUGAAUAAUACGGUCUUAUUUACGACCUUUGAGGAUAUUAUUUUUGAUGACCCAAAAUAUCAUAAUCUAUUCGUUUGUUUACGGGUUUUUCUUUUUUGAUAUAUCUGUUACUGUGCGUCAAAUUGACCUCCCUAGCUGCCGGCGCAUCUGAAUUACGUCAGGAAAAAAACAGGGCCACAGUCUUUGGCUUUUACUAGAGCUGUUGUAGGAAAUGGAGAGUCAUGAUUUAUGCAACUUUAAUCCUGAGGAUGUCCCGAAAAAACUUGCAUUAAAAGAAUUGUUUUUGCUUUAUGAACAUCAACGUGGGAGGCUCGUAUAAAUCGGGCAAAUACAUGUUUGAAGAACGAUUAUUUUUCCGGGUCUGGCCUCCAAAAAUUCGCCAAGUUUUAAUAUUGCGCUUUUCUGAUGCGUGACGUGGGGAACUAGAAGGAUUAAUUGAAAAAAUGUAAGCGUACAUGACUAAUAGAGAAGGUUCUGACCAGGUAUGUAUGACGAGAUUUGAUGCUAAUUUAGAAUAGAAUCUUCAAAGAUUUCUGUUAUCUUUUGAUUUCACCGUCUCACUUGAAGCUUACAACUUAUUUUAGACUCACAUAGAGUUCCAAAGUUGACCCGCUGACUUUUGACAUGUAUCAAAAGCGCGAAGUUUUUGUUUUUCUCCGUCUGAUUAAUUUGAAAUUUUUCCCUGGUGCUUUAAUUGCUUGUUACUUUCUACUCUUUGUUCUCUUUUGAACAGAUACUUAUGAUGACUCUGUAGAGGAGCUCUCCCGGCCUCGGAUAUUUUAAUGCUGGCCAUUAAUUCAACAUGGUAUGGCCUGUGUUGGCUGACGUUUUAUAGGGAAGUGAAUCAGAUUACGUUAUCGACGAAAAGAUAGGUCAGACCCAGUAAAUAAUCGGUGUUCUGAACGUGGGAGAGCGAUGUACUUGAGGUAUGUGGGAAACAAGGUCUUUCGAACUUUUCCAAGAUUAGAUUCAUCUUCAUUAAGGAAUAUGUACGUGGGUCGAUCUCAGAAUAUUCAUCAUGUUGAUGAAGCAACGAGAAUUUUAAGACAACCAGGAGAGUACACCAAAGGCGCCGCUCAGAUUUUCCCUAAAUUUUUCACACGCUAUACGCCACAUAUCAACGAAAUAGUUCCUCUGCAAGCUCGCGCCUUGCAGAGGCGGCCGUGAUAUCGGGCUGUCGGGAAAAUAACGGCGUAUCGUCGCUCCUCGGAAUCGCCCAUCAUCGCUCUGCGACUGCAAGCCGCGACUUGGGAUUUGGUGCGCGAUAGCGGCGAGGCGAGACAUUUUGAUGCGACAAUCCGCCGUUAUUUUUCCGACAGACUGAUAUUGUGAUAUUCAAGGAUUCGCGAAACGCGGAGAGCGGCAGGGACGAAGACCCUUUUGAUCACAAUUUGUUCUAGCGGUAGUAAUCUGUUUGAACUAAAAAUCUCUCAAAAUUUUUGCCGCAGAAUGAAACUGUUUCCGUUGACUUCCGAUAAUGAGGAAAUAUGAGAAGCAAAAACGCUUUUGGCAAUGUCGUUUUGCGUUGUGAUCUGAUAUUCGAUGUCUAACGGAUGCUAAAUUUCGACAAAAGCUAUCCAUCGCAUCUCCGGUUCUUCCCUUAUAGACCUCCAGACAUCUUUUGUCGAGUAUUCAUCGCUUCGAUGAAGUAAUCAGCAUUGUAGAGUAGUAAUCUCUUCCAGAUGCCCCUUUUUCUCCUAAGCCCCGUCAAUCUCUGUUCAAUGGCAAAUUAAUAUCAUUGUUGUGACGCUCCUCUCGCUUGCAUCAUUACCACCUUUACUACCGUAGCAGCAUCUAUCCUCCAUCCACCUCUAAUAUGUUUAUUACUGUUACAUUUUUAAUUAAGGGAUUAAGCACUUGGAACUCCUGUUAUUACCGAGAUUAGCGGCUGAUUUAUGUUGCUGUCAGGCUUGUAGCAUUUGGCAGACAGCUACGGUAUGAUUGUUCCACUUUCAACUGUGCCUUGUGUCAGAUUUUGGAGUUUUGAAAGUUCUGGAAAAAUUUUUUGCAACCGCUGUGUUCACGGCUUUAUUGACAAUUUUCUUCUUUUAUAUAGUGCUGUUUAUCCCCGGCUAAUUGUCUAAGAUGUAAUAUAAGUAAUGUAUUUACCAUAAAAUCUAAAUGUCGGGGAUAACAAUACGAUGAUUGAUAUGAUUAAUCGUAUUGUGAUAUAAUUACUUAUCAAGGAAGUUCUUGCGAAAUUCCGGGAAACUUCUUGGAUUAAGUAAUUUGCCCUCGAGUGAAAUGUAUGCGAUGGACUUUCUUCGAGCACAUUCUGUCAUAUUAUAGUAGUACUCAGCCUUCGGAAUUGCAAAAGGGGUAAUUAAUACCCAAUAAAUGCCGGUUUCAAUUCACAUUUGACGUUCGCUUUCAUUAUUAUACCCUGCAUUGUGUCGCUGCAAUUACAAUGGGGGCGUGUAGUUUUAAUUUUUCGAACUUUGGUUGCCCUCUUGACCUUGUACAAUGUCAGACGGCUUUCAAAAGGUCCAAUUUACAACUCUGCAAUUUUAAAGCACUAAGUAUUUCUAUAGUAGAUUUCUAAUUCUGACUGAGUCUUGUUUUUCCAUCUUGCCAGUACAAGUUACAGAUUUUUGUUUAUUUGGCCCAGAUAUUCUCCACGCGGAACCGGCUCUGAUGCGAUUCUCCUACCGUAAUCCGCCUUGGCGUAGGUGCUGUUUUGGCAUUACAUGUUCUAGAGGAUUUACCAGCAAAACAGCAUUGAACCAGAUCCCCUCAACUUGUAGGUGGAUAGCAGAAGAGAAUUUCUGUCCCGUCCACAAAGUUGAUAAAGCGAGCCGUUUUCUUCGACAAGGCUAUGGGCCGUGUUAUUUCCCGUAAAGGUCAUGUUAUCGGGCCUUGCUUUUGAACUAUGAGCGGAAGUCCAGUUUUCUCGGACAAAAAAUAGGUUAAGAUGGGAGUAGUUUAUUAUCCGACUUCAGGCCUAAUUUUGUUUGAGGAAUCGACUAUCUCGAGCGUAUCCGUUAAUAUCCCUAUGACCCUGAUAUCGCCUUAUAUAAUCUUUUUGGCGGAUACAUCUUUAUUCUUGUAAAGUCUCAAAGAUGCUCGAAGCUGUGUUUACUUGGAACAGGGUCAAAAACCAGUAGUUUUGUCUGGCCUCUACACCUUCUUAUCCGGUCGCGCUUGCAGCCAAAGAUAAUCGCGCUAUCUUCGGCUUUUGAAACAUUUCGGAUUCGCGGAUUCCUGGGCCAAACCCUCCGGCAAAUCCCGCUCUUUUUUCUCCAAAUCUCUGCUUAUUAUCCUCGGCGCCGCCUGCACUUUUCGUGGAUGGUGAUGUUGUGUUUCACAUCCAUUUUUCGUAUGUUUUCCCUGCGCCGUUAUUAAGCGGCGUUCUGGAAUUAAUAAACUUGGAGACCGUGCGCAUUUCCGGAGCCUCAAUUAAAACGAAGGGGCUGCUUCUGUUCCCAAUUAUCAUGGCCCUGGGCUCGCUGUCUUCGUAGCCACAAUGAGUAGUUUACUCGUUAGACUGUCUUCGCUGGAUGGCUUGUUGUGACUUGAGCUUGUUCACAUGUCUCGCCUAAUUCACACGGAAUUGGGAUGCUUAAUGAAAGUUCUUGAAGGCUGUUGUAUUAAUAAAGGCUUCUUUUUUGGUCGAAUUUGUACCCUUUUAAAGUUUGGUCUCCGAACAAAUUUCUAACCCAAUCCAUCUUGUUUCAAUUCGAAUGGAAUGAUGACAUAAUUAUCUUAUUCGAAUAUUUUAUCAACGUGCUUUUUGAGGUGAAAGCGGAAGUUGCAUUGAAAGCGGAAUCUAUUUCGGAAUUGAACGUAUCCUUUGUAUAGAUUUUUUUAUUAGGUAGCAUUAUAUGUUAACUAUUCAAGACGCUCUUGGUUCUCUUACUACCUGGAUUUUUGUUGAAUUUUCUUUCUGUGAACUCUGAAAAGAUUGGUGAAUUUUGUUGCAACUUAUAAAGCAAUAUUCCUUUGGUCUCAGUCUUAGCAAAUAAGAGGUAGGACGAAAAGUAAUAGUCUUUGGGGAAAAGCCACAGUUAAAUAUGCUUGUAGAAAGGUAUUAAGUAAAAGUUCGUAUACGGUUGAGCGGGUUUGUCGGACCUCCCAAGAGCACCCUUGGAUUCUAAUUUUUGAAGGUGCACUUGGGGGUUUCCGAGGGAGUUUUACCUGCACUUCUGAGGUAAUGAGGAGGCUGGGAGGGUGAGAAAAAACCAGAGUUUACUUUGCCUUUGCAAUAUUUUUUAACCGUUUUUUGGAAGGAGCGUAAUUGGUACAGAUGGAUAGAUAUUGAUUUGAUGCCGACAAACUUAUGUUUGGAGUUUCUUAAAAUUUAUUUUGCUGAAUCUUUGUGACCAAAUAUCAGUGCAAGUUUCGGCGAACACUGCAAAGGUAGUUGAAAUAUUAAAUCGCUUUUGCAGUCGAUGGACAUUAAAAAUGAUGAGAUAUCACCAGAAAAAAAUUUCCGGCCAUUACUUUUUAGAAAAAAUAUGAUCUCAAGUCUGAACGCAAUUGUGACUCCUUAAUCCUUAUUUGGAUACCAUAUUUCCUCAAAUUUCACCGUUUGAAGCAAUUUUAGGUCUUCUUUGUUGUCGUAUAUUACACACUUCUAUCCACCCUUUUGAUCCCUUUUUAUUGUGCUUUGAAACCCAGACUUGUCGCCUGCACUUUAUAAUUCCUCAAGGGGAGAUCUUACAAUUGUUAAUUUUAACUUGCUAACUAAAUAUAUCAAAACAAGUGCAGGCUGUCGCGUUUUUUCUCGUAAAGCACUUCAAUCUUUGUACAAUGUCUCUAAAGUUUUCAAGCUUGCAUGGUUCACCUUCAACUACACUUAAAAUUAAAAUUACAGGGUAUAAAUGCAACCCUAUAAUCAGCAUUGUAGGUAUUCCCAAGUGUAUAAAACGGAGGUGGGAGGACUAACAGAACCCUUUGAUUCAUUGUUAUUUUAGAAUUCCGACGUCGCUAGACUUUUUUUUACACCUGUUGGGGCCACCUUUGUGUAACUGGAAUUUCUUGGAGUGCGUCUGUUCGUUGAGACCUUUGGAAGUGAAGCCGUGGAUUUUGAUAUCUCUGCGUUUGUCUGGGUUUAACUUUUUUUGAUGAUAGCUUGAAGACCCAGACUCAGAUUUUGUGGAAUCUUGGCGAAGAUCGGGAGGUUUACAAUCCGUAUGGGAGAUCGCUGGCCUAUGAUUCGCGAAAAUCACCGAGGAAUUACGGUCCGAAAUAACUAAAAUUCGAUGAAUUUUCAUCCGCAAAAUUCCGAGUAUAAUUCUACCACGAUUACUUGAGAUUUUAAGGAAUUGGUGUAUGAUCCACAAAGACCGUUGGUACAAAAUUGAAAAGAACUUUGGAGGUUACACCUCCAGUUCCAUUUCAUAAAUGGGUCCUUCUUUUUUUCACUUCUGGUUUUUCUUCCUUUAAUUUAUCUUAAUAAUUGUAAUCUCUCUCCAGGUAAAAGUCAACCCCAUUUUCACCAAUCUUUGUCUUCUUAUCUUUGAUUACCUCGCUGUUUAUGUGGAUAUCUCCGGCCCCUUGCAAAAAUCCAUUGUUUGGAAAAUUAUGUAUAUAUUCUAGAGGUCUUCCUUAUCCCUCAAAUUGUUGCAAAAUCACGCGCUUUAUUGUCUCCGAUUCCCUCCUACACUCCCGGACAGCCCUUUACGUUCCGGGAAUAGCCUGACCUUAUCACUUCGCCCCUCAGGGCUUUGUUGUGCGUAAAUCCGCAGGACACAAACAGAUCCCAUUUAAUCCCAAAUUUAGAUUUCUCCCGAUUAAUUAUGCAAUUAAAAAUGAGAACAAAGGCGAGGAGUUUGGUCACUGAACUCCUUCUAUUACGUACGGAUAUAUUUACCUCGGUUCUGUGUUCCGGGACAUGUUUAUUAUUCACAUGUUGAGGCUUUGUCUUUACGGGUGUACUUAAAAGCCAAGUUUUCCUUCCGUUUCCCGGAUUUCACAACUGAAUCUGCCCGUUAUAACAGAGGGCAAUGACGUGGAAUAUAAUGGGAUUACACCAUUGUUUCGCAAGUUCUUUCUUCCCUAAGAUCUAGGUGACAAAUGGAUGGAUUAUUUAGCUGAAAGGUAGGGAUAAGAAAAGUGUAUGGACUAGGAGUGUAAGUAAGAUUUUGCGGAGUUCGUAUAUGUGAAGGAUAUGAACAGAAUAUUAAGAAGAUGCCGUCACUGUCGUGAUGAUCGCCUUCCGUGUGAGAUAGAAUAUAUAAUAUGCUUUUUCUUGCCCUUCUCCCUGAGGCUCUAACGCAUCAUCCCGAUUUCACGGUAUUUACAAUUUGCCUGAGUCCCAUUUCACACUGACCAACUCUUUUUUUUAAAUUGUAUGUUUAAUUUUUACAAUUUUAUUUUUGACAUUUGUAUUAUAGUAUACGUUUUUAUGACUCUCUGCUUUUAUACAAUGUUUUUUAUGCCUUUCUUUUUCUUACUGUGGCUUAAAUAUUGACAAUACAAUUGCUGUAUCGUCUAUCUCUAAUCUUUUAGCGUUCCAUUUUCCCAAUUUUUACAUUGGUCAUUCAGAAUUCGAAUACAAAAACAACACCCCCUUAUUAUUAGCGUUAAUCCUUCGGCUGAAACUCGGCUUCCAGUAAUUGACGAUGACUUUUUACGUUUACACAUAAAUGAACUCGGAAUUGUGGGCUAAAAAUUCUCAUAAUGCUAACUAUAACAGGGAGCGUACUUGGGCUCUAUCUUCAUCAUGACAACAUGUUAGGACAACAACAUAGUUGUGUUUAAUUAAAGCCCCACCCUCUCCCACUCACUCUCUGUUGGCCAAUUACAUUCUAGACUGUGUUAAGUAGUACUUACCUUGAGGAUCUUUAGUAAUUACUCAUCCCCAAGGUCGCUAAUUCUCGGGAUAUUAUACGUGCUAAAUGCGAGGAUCCUUAAGUAUUUUUUGUGCCUUCUUAUACACAGUCUAAUCGAUUGUUUUACAGUCAUAACCGGGUCUUGACUUUCGUUUAUCAGCGUGAUUUUUAUUGGGAAGCACAUACCUUCAAAAUUACUUCAGGGUUUUGUCAGUGCCAUGGAGAAUGAAGAUUCAUUUGAAACAUUGGACACAAAUGGACUUGGAGAUAUUGUAAGUUGCUAUUAAGGUUGAAAAAAGUCUCCUGGGUAUUCGUAUUGGGUGGCCGAAUCCUGAGAUAUUCAUAGUAUUUAAUAGUAUUUUUUGGUUUCUCAGGUUUUUUUUAAUGACGCUCUGACAAAAAUUCAAAAGUCAUCAUCCUACUUUUGCUUUUGUUUUUUGUUUUCUCAUCCAUUUAAUUCGCAGUUAGUUUCUUUCUGUUUUAUAUUUUAAACUUUUCAAUUUUAUGCUUUUUAGUCACAAUUACUGGGAAACGACAUUAACCACACAGCACUGGCAAUUUUGUACGAAAAAUUGUUGCGAAACAAAGAAUGCCUACAACAACAGAAAGAGGUGAGUUCUAGCUUGCAUGUUGCGUCGCUUUAGAGCAGUUCGGUCUAAGAGUAUUACACACUUUAAAUCUUCUAACCUUAACUCUUCCGUUUUUAGCCUCGUUGCGAAGAGACAGCCCUAUAUCGAAUGUUAAUGGGCUACGGCUUCCUUAUCCUUUGUUUUAUCGCCAUUGUGGGAAACUGCCUGAACAUCCUGGUCUACACCUCGGACCAAAUCCGCUUCUUCAUUGCCAUCAAGAUGCUGUGCACGAAACUCUUGACCAACACCUUGACCAUGUUGGUCCUGCUACCUCAGGCCUGUCGAUCCAUUGGCCUGUGGGCGGUGGGGUCGAUGAAUGACCAGGUUUACUGGAGCUAUUGGCCAUACCAAGCCUUCUUCGGAAAUUUCUUCGGAUUUACGGGCAUGUGGCUGACGGUGCUAAUGACGGCCGAGUGCUAUGUUCAUGUGUUUAUGCCGCUCAGAUCGAAGUCGAUAUGCACGAUGAAGAAUGUGUGGCGAAGCUAUGUGGUGAUAGUCAUCAUGGCCACAUUACUGGGUAUUAUUUAUCCGUUAAAUCGGAGUGUAAUGCUGACUGAUGAAUGCGAUAAGGUCGAGGUCGCCAUUGUUAUGACGGAUGGUAAGUUUUGCAUCGCAAUUUCCGAAUCUUGGCGGAUAAUUCUGAAUAGGGCGUUUUUCCAAGUACUCCAUUUAAUUCAUUAUAUCUAUUGUCUCGCUUCCGGCCUCGAUUAUUUAAAUCCGAAAUCCCCCAUUCAUCUUUACAUCUUUCAGCCGACUUUCUCGGUAUCUACGAGCGAUUCCACAUGCUGGCCAACAUGCUGUUCGCGAUCGUAAUUCCGCUCGGCCUUCUGGUCUUCAUGACUUCCUGCAUUGUCUGGCGGUUGGUGGGCAAGACCACACUGCUGCGGGAUACGGGCAAGAAGAAGGUGGGCGGGAAGUUCAACUCGGAGAAGAGGUCCGUCACCCAAAUCACCAUCAUCACCACGAUCUUCCAGCUGAUGGGGGAGCUGCCGUCGGUGCCCAUCUUCCUGCUGGCCUCCUUCACGGCCCCCGGAAGCAUGGAUAAGAUGGCGUGGAUGUGCUUGUGGCAGACAUUGUCCCAGUUCCUCGGCCUGUGCAAUGUCUCCCUCUCCUUCUUUGUUUACAUUGCAUUCUCGCCGCGGUUCAGGAAGGCGUUGAUUACGUAAGUUUUUUUUGGAAAUUGUUAAUUUCUGCAAAGAACGAACUUUCGAAGGGGAAUCCGGAAAAUCUAAGCAUAACUGGAAAUUUUGCGACAAAGACUUUUACAUUGACAUAAAAUUUGCCUAAUUUCACUUUUUCGACACUAAAAUAUACCGUGUUUUUCUCUUCAAUCACCAAAUUUUUAACUCUUAAAAAUUUUUCAGUCGACUCUACUGCGGAAACAAGUAUCUCCGAGCCGUUGCCAACUCUCUAACCCCCUUAAAACGCCAUUCCAACGACCCCAGUGUGUUGUCGAUUCAUUGUCCCUCAUCGACAGGUAAUUUCGUGGCCAUUUGUUACUCCUUCCUCGAUCUGAACCCAGAUUUUUAAUAUUACAGUCUUUACAGAUGUGCGCGCUUCGAUCCGCUUGAUUGCAGUGGCCAGUCGCAAAGAUGGCCGGCUAAAUGUUGAUUGUAUCAGUCCAACAUUAUCCGACGAAAAUUCUGGAAUCUACGAUCACUUCCUGUAA